Messenger RNA from Fusarium coffeatum, 2397 nucleotides. RefSeq lists its product as uncharacterized. Gene Ontology annotation, cellular component: nucleus. The transcript has a single exon. Gene Ontology annotation, biological process: rRNA processing. The record is from RefSeq and is a predicted model, not a curated record. The coding region runs from base 1 to 2397 and encodes 798 amino acids. Lineage: Eukaryota; Fungi; Ascomycota; Sordariomycetes; Hypocreales; Nectriaceae. Gene Ontology annotation, molecular function: RNA helicase activity; nucleic acid binding; ATP binding.
AUGCCUCCCCACGCACGACCGGGCCACAAGGGCCAAAAGCCCAAGCCUAGUCUGAAGAACGGCCGCACCGAGCAACGGCAACAAAAACGCAAGAGAGAGCAAGAGAGUAUCCAAGACCUCGAGCAAAAAGUAACCGACUUGGACCCCAAGUCAGAAAUCAAGAGCUUUUCGGACCUUCCUCUGUCCACUCCGACCGCUACCGGCCUCGAGGCCUCUCACUUCCAGACCCUCACCGAUGUGCAAUCCCGAGCUAUUCCUCUCGCCCUCAAGGGCAAAGAUGUCAUGGGCGCUGCCAAGACAGGAAGUGGAAAGACGUUGGCCUUUCUUAUCCCCGUCCUCGAGAGGCUCUACCGCGCUCAAUGGACUGAAUUCGACGGAGUUGGUGCCAUAAUUGUGUCCCCCACUCGAGAACUCGCCGUUCAGAUUUUCGAUGUCCUCAAAAAGAUCGGCCGGAACCAUUCUUUCUCAGCUGGUUGCUUGAUCGGUGGAAGGAGCUUGAAGGAGGAGGCGGAGCGAUUGGACCGCAUGAACAUCUUGAUCUGCACACCUGGUCGUAUGCUGCAGCAUCUUGAUCAGACAGCCGGUUUCGACGCCAACAAUCUGCAGAUGCUGGUUCUCGAUGAGGCGGAUCGCAUCAUGGAUAUGGGUUUCCAAUCUGACGUUGAUGCGUUGGUCGAGCAUCUCCCCAAGACACGGCAAACACUCAUGUUCAGUGCCACCCAGAGCAAGAAGGUCUCUGACCUGGCUCGUCUCAGUCUCAAGGACCCCGAAUACGUCUCCGUCCACGAAGCUGCCGUCAGCGCUACGCCUACAAACCUCCAACAACAUUACAUCAUCACACCUUUGACCGAGAAGCUCGACACCCUUUACGGUUUUAUCAAGGCCAAUUUAAAGAGCAAGAUCAUUGUCUUUUUAAGUUCAGGCAAGCAGGUCCGAUUCGUAUACGAGAGUUUCCGUCAACUUCAGCCCGGUAUUCCUCUGCUCCACCUUCACGGACGACAAAAGCAGAUCGCCCGAUUGGAGAUUACCCAGCGGUUCACUUCCGCCAAGCAGACAUGCUUGUUCGCUACAGAUGUCGUCGCGCGAGGAAUUGAUUUCCCUGCUGUCGACUGGGUUAUUCAAGCCGAUUGCCCCGAAGAUGUCGACACCUACAUUCACAGAGUUGGUAGAACAGCUCGUUACCAAAGCAACGGUCGCGCAGUGCUGUUCUUGGACCCUAAUGAAGAGCCUGGCAUGUUGAAGAAAUUGGAGCAGAAGAAGAUUCCCAUCCAAAAGGUUAAUGUGAAGGAGAAGAAGAAGAGGAACAUCAAGGACCACCUACAAAGCAUGUGCUUCCAGAACCCCGAUCUCAAAUAUCUUGGACAAAAGGCUUUCAUCAGUUACACACGGUCAAUCCAUCUACAAAAAGACAAGGACGUCUUUAAAUUCGACAAACUUGAUCUUGACGGCUUCGCUGCCAGUCUUGGUCUUCCCGGUACACCUCAGGUCAAGUUCCGAAAGGGCGACGACAUUAAGAGAAUAAAGAACGCUCCUCGACAGGGUAUGUCGAGUGGUGAUGAAUCCGAUGAGGAUGGUGAGAAGAAGGCCAAGAAGAAGGGCGAGGUGCGCACAAAGUACGACAAGAUGUUUGAGCGAACAAAUCAGGACGUUCUGUCAAGUCAUUACAACAAGCUUGUGCUUGACGGCGAUGACAAGGAUGACGAGGAGGAUGAUUUCUUGUCAGUAAAGAGAGUGCUGAAGGAUGGUGAUCUGGAUGCCGAGGCGAACAACGCAUUCAAGAGCUCAGCAAAGAUCAUUGAGGGUCUCGGUGGCGAAGAACCUUUCGUCGUGGACUCAAAGCGUCGCGAGAAGGCUCUCAAGUCAAAGAAGAAGAUGCUCAAGUUCAAGGGUAGCUCCAGCAAGACUGUCUUCGACGAAGACGGCAACCCUCACGAAAUCUACGAGCUCAAGGACGAGGACGAUUUCAUGGGCGAAGGUCCAGCCGAAGAACAACGCCGCAAAUUCGUCGAAGGCGAGACAUCGCGUGUCAAGGAAGCAGAUGUCGAUGACAAGGCCCUUGCUAAACAAAAGCGUCGCGAGAAGCGCGAGAAGCGCAAGGCUGCCGAGCGAGCAGAGCGCAUGGGUAUCGUGUCAGACGACGAGGACGCGCCCAUGUUGCACAAUGCAGACGACGGCGAAGAUCCUUUGGCGCUUUUGCGAUCGCUGCCUAUGGGCGAUGGGUCGGACAGCGAGGGCGACAGGGAGCCGCCCAAGAAGAGGGCCAAGAAGUGGUUCGAGGACGACUCGGAGGACGAGGGGAAGAAGAGCAAGAAGGGCAAGGGCAAGGUUAUCAGGGUGCAGGAAGAGCCGGAGACGUUGGAGGAUCUCGAGGCACUUGCCACGGGAUUGCUGGAUUAA